AUGUACUUUACUCUCUACUUCCUAAUCACCCGCCUCCCUGACACUCUUCGCUCAGUCAGGGACCACUUUCUCGCCCUAGACCCUACCACUCUCACUGUCGCCGACUUCGAGAAGCACCUCCUAGCAGCCGAAAAGUACAUUCUCGUUGUAGCGCAGCUGCUGUCGACUUCCUUGGUGCUGAGGAGGUCGGGGCUGCUUCCGCUCCUAGUGGGAAGCGCCGCAGCGCCAGGGGCAGCAGGGGUGGCAGGGGAGGUGGAGGUGGCGGUGGAGGGGGCGGUGGUGGAGGCGGCGGGGGAGGUGGAGGUGGUGGGGGUGGUCGUGGGGGUGGAGGUGGUGGUGGGGGCGGCAGUGGUACCGGGAGCAGUGGAGGUGGCAGCGGCGGUGGUGGGGGAGGAGGGAGCGGUGGUGGCAGCGGUGGUGGGGACUGGAGUGGAACCGGCCAGAGGGGGAGCUCCAGUGGUGGCCAGGGGCAGCAGCAGCAGCAGCAGCAGCGUCAGCGUGAGACCCCCACGCCUCAGCAGCUUCAUGACUGACCUGCUUAGGCGUGAUGUUCCUAUCUUUGAUCUUGACUCUGCCAUGUAUGCAUUGACUGUUAGUGCUGAGGGUCACUACUACUUGUGUAUGCCGCCUGACCCAGGUGUAGCCACUUCUGCCCUAGGUGCUAGUGAGUGUGCGCUCCCUGGUACUGAGUCGGCUCAGGCCUUGCACACUUUCACACUUGACUCUAGUGCUUCUCGCGGUUUCUUUCGCGACAGUACCACAGUCACUCCCCUCCCUGCACCUGUUCCUGUCUCACUGGCUGACCCCUCUGGGGGCCCGGUCCUUGCCCGGUCCACCACUGUGCUUCCGUACCCGGCGGUCCUGUCUGGUGAGCUGUCAGGUCUCCACAUCCCCUCGUUCUCUACGAACCUGGUGAGCAACGCCGUCCUUCAGGAUCAUUGGGUUGACACCUUUACUCCUGGAGGACAGCGUGUGGCGAUCUGUCUCUACCUGCCCUCCCUCCCUUCGUCGCAUGCGCCGCCCUGCAUUUCUUGCGUCGAGGGGCGGCAGCGCGCCGCUCCUCAUUCCUCCUCGUUCCCUCCCACAGAGGCUCCACUGCAGACUCUCCACCUAGACGUGUGGGGCCCAGCCCGCGUCCAGGGGCAGGGCCGCGAGCGGUACUUCCUGCUGGUAGUCGACGACUACACGCGUUACACCACGGUCUUCCCCUUGUGCAGCAAAGGGGACGUCCCUGCUGUCUUGAUCCCUUGGAUCCGCGCUGUUCGUCUCUAG
Molecule: messenger RNA, 1272 nt
Organism: Closterium sp. Yama58-4
Lineage: Eukaryota; Viridiplantae; Streptophyta; Zygnematophyceae; Desmidiales; Closteriaceae
Source: the annotation of a GenBank genome assembly